Messenger RNA from Xylona heveae TC161, 330 nucleotides. RefSeq lists its product as hypothetical. Bases 1 to 330 code for a protein of 109 amino acids. NCBI's taxonomy places the organism in Eukaryota, Fungi, Ascomycota, Xylonomycetes, Xylonales, Xylonaceae. The transcript has 2 exons. The record is from RefSeq and is a predicted model, not a curated record.
AUGAGACCAUCAUUCCGUCUGCUGCAGCAUGCUUGCCGCAUUACCAUGUUCUCCCGCGAGAACUGCGGACUGUGCGACAAGGCCAAAACUGUACUUUCGCGCGUCUGGGAUCGAAGGCCAUUCGAAUACAAAGAAUACGACGUCAUGAAGCACGAGGAUAAGGGUUGGAAGGAUUUGUACGAGUUCGACACGCCAGUGAUUCAUAUCAAGGCUUCAUCUGAGCAAGAAGAAAACCCAAGCUUGGCUGGCCAAGCGCGAAAGCUCAUGCACCGCUUUACAGAGGAAGAAGUAGAAAAGGCAAUGGAUGAGGCGGAGAAAAAGAAGUCUUGA